AUGCGUGACGCUGAUGCAAAACAGCUGAAUGAUGACAUGUUCCAGCUGGUUCCAAGAAGAGAGCUGGGCUUCCUCGAGCAAGAACUGGACUUUAAGAGAGAGGAAGACUCUGUGAUUUCUGAAGGAACCAGAGCAGGAAGAGAGAGGAGGAAGAACACGUGGAGAAGACGGGGCAGUUUCCCAUGUCCCUGUGAAGUUGCAGCCAUGAGGCAUGAUCGGGACAGUCUUUGGCCCUUGAGAAAAGAGUCAAUAUUUCAGGUUUUAGAAAUCAACUUUGUACAACACUGUGUAAAUCCCCAGUAUAAUAUCCACUUUUGUCCACUGCAGAGCUACUGCAAAGUGGCCAACCACAUCCUCGACAAAGCAGUCAUUCCAAACUGGGCUUUCACUCCUGAAAAAAAUGCCAGCUCAGAUUUGUUGCAGUCAGUGAAUUGGUUUGGGAGGCGAUUCCGCAUCCAGAACAAACCGGAGCACAUUGCAGAUGAACUCUUCAUUCAGAAUAAAGGGCGUCACACCAACCACAAUACCUCAGAGAGAAGUUUCAGUUUCUCCAUGAACGUGAGCAAUACAACAGAGGGUAUUCUAGGAAUGAUAGACGUUCCCAGGCAAGAGCUGUGGAAGCUGCCACCACAUGCAUCCGAAGCCAUCAGUAUAGCUUUUCCCACCUUGGGGGCUGUUCUGAAAGAAGCCUACUUGCAAAAUGCCAGUCUUCCCAGGCAGGUAAAUGGGCUGGUGGUUUUGGUGAUUUUACCAGAAAGAUUAAAGCAAAUCUUAUUCACCUUUGAGAAGAUCAAUAAAUCCCGGAAUGCCAGGGCCCAGUGUGUUGGCUGGCACUCCAGGAAAAGGAGGUGGGAUGAGAAUGUCUGUGAAACAACAUUGGAUACAGCCAGCAAAGUGAAAUGCUGGUGUAACUACACCAACGUGGUGAUGUCUUUUUCCAUUCUCAUGUCCCCCAUACCUGUAGACAACAAGGUCCUGGACUAUAUCAGCUGCAUUGGGCUCAGUGUCUCCAUCCUUAGCUUGAUUCUUUGCCUGAUCAUUGAAGCCACAGUUUGGUCCCGAGUGGUCGUGAUGGAGAUAUCAUACAUGCAACAUGUAUGCAUUGUGAACAUAGCUGUGUCUCUCCUGACCGCCAAUGUGUGGUUCAUCCUAGGCUCUAACUUUAACAAAAAGGCCCAGAACUACAACUGGUGUGUUGCGGUGACAUUUUUCAGCCACUUUUUCUACCUCUCUCUGUUUUUCUGGAUGCUCUUCAAAGCACUGUUCAUCACCUAUGGACUAUUGGUCGUUUUCCGGAGGAUGAUGAAGUCCUGCAAUGCCAUUGGCUUUGCCAUUGGCUAUGGGUGCCCGUUGGUCAUUGCUGUCACCACAGUCGCUAUCACAGUGCCAGGGAAAGGCUACAUGAGACAUGGUGCCUGUUGGCUUAACUGGGACAAUACCAAAGCCCUUUUAGCAUUUGCUAUCCCAGCCUUGCUUAUUGUGGCUGUGAAUCUUGUUGUGGUUUUGGUUGUUGCUGUCAACACUCAGAGGCCCUCUAUUGGCAGUUCCAGGUCUCAGGAUGUGGCCAUUAUUAUGAGGAUCAGCAAAAAGGUCGCCAUCCUCACCCCAUUGCUGGGACUGACCUGGGGUUUUGGAAUAGCUACCCUCAUCGAAGGCACUUCCUUGGUAUUUCAUAUAAUCUUUGCCCUGCUCAAUGCUUUCCAGGGGUUCUUCAUCUUGCUGUUUGGAACCGUUAUUGAUCACAAGAUCAGAGAUGCUUUGAGGUUGAGGAUGUCUUCACUGAGGGGCGGUCAAAGGCAGCAGAGAGGAAUCAGAAGGUCUCAGAAGCAGCAGCUGGCACCAUGUUGGGGGUGCAACAAACUCAGAGGACAAGACUGGAAAUUCAUGAUCAGUGAUCCUCCCAAGUCCAGAAUGGAGAGCUGGCAGCACCGGGAAAGUCUUUCAGCAGAAAGCAGGGCUCCAACCACACGGUUGAGAGCAGAAUUACAGCUCAAGGACACAAGUGUCUGGGAAGCACAAGGCCGGGUCACGGCCAGGCUAGGGGUCAACCACAGAACGCAGGCAGUAUUUCAGACCUUAAACCAGAACACAAAAUCUUAG
Molecule: messenger RNA, 2100 nt
Organism: Lipotes vexillifer (Yangtze River dolphin)
Lineage: Eukaryota; Metazoa; Chordata; Mammalia; Artiodactyla; Lipotidae
Gene: ADGRF4
Product: adhesion G protein-coupled receptor F4
Biological process (GO): cell surface receptor signaling pathway; adenylate cyclase-activating G protein-coupled receptor signaling pathway
Cellular component (GO): membrane
Molecular function (GO): G protein-coupled receptor activity
Source: RefSeq, a predicted model, not a curated record